CUGUGCUCUUCACAGAUAAGAUAGCAGUACACAGGCUGGCAAACACACGUACACUAACUCUUCUUACUGAACAGACUGCUAAGCUACAGGAAGACCUGCGUUGUGCUGCUGCCCAGAGGGGAACAAUCAGAAGACAGGAAUUGUGUAGAAACACAAGAGUCAUUUGAAAACUCUGUGAAUAAACAUCAUGUUUAACUACCAGUAUAUCAACUCAGAUCAACUUGCCGGCUUUGACAAGUACAAGUAUAGUGCAGUGGACACAAACCCUUUAUCUGUAUAUGUAAUGCAACAUGUGUGGAACAAAAUUGUACAGAUAGUGCCUCUUUGGAUUGCUCCAAAUAUAUUAACUUUUUCUGGAUUUUUGAUGAUAUUAUUUAAUUAUAUUUUAUUAUCUUUUUAUGAUUGGGAUUAUACAGCGUCAGGUAUUGGCAUCCAGCAUAUUCCAAACUGGAUUUGGAUCUCUGCAGCUUUGGGCAACUUUUUGGCUUAUGCAUUAGAUUCAAUUGAUGGGAAGCAUGCCAGAAGGACUCAGUCCAGCAACCCAUUGGGGGAGCUAUUUGACCAUGGGCUUGACAGCUGGACAGCGUCUAUCUUUCCACUAUCUUUGUUCUCAAUAUUUGGAAGUAAUUCAGGAGAAGCAGGAUUAACACCCAUGAGGAUGUAUUUAGUCACCAGUGUUGUACUCUUCACCUUUAUGCUAUCACACUGGGAAAAAUACAACACAGGGAUGCUCUUUCUUCCAUGGUCAUAUGAUAUCAGCCAGUUGUCGAUGACAGGUGUGUAUAUUCUGACUGCUGCAGUUGGAGUAGAUGCCUUCCAUAAACCAGUGAUUCCACAUUUACACAUGACUGAUCUCUUAAUUACAUUCCUUGUAGGAUGCAGUUUACUUAUCAGCUUUCCUCAGGCUCUAUACAAUAUAGUUAAGGGUUAUCAACAGAAAACUCUGCUAAAGAACUCAGCAUAUGAAGGGCUAUUACCAUUAUUCUCCCCUUCUAUUUUAUUUCUUUUGCUCACAGUGUGGGCUGUAUUUUCUCCUUGUAACAUUCUGGACAGACAACCAAGGCUGUUUUUAUGGAUGGUUGGCGUGCUUUUCUCAAAUGUAACGGUACGUAUUCAGAAGAAACUGAAACAGGACAUUGCUUCAACCCUUUUUCUACCAGGAUACCUUUUCGAUUUUUUAUACACAUGCUUAAAGGAUAACUAA
Molecule: messenger RNA, 1204 nt
Organism: Rana temporaria (common frog)
Lineage: Eukaryota; Metazoa; Chordata; Amphibia; Anura; Ranidae
Product: ethanolaminephosphotransferase 1-like
Exons: 8
Coding region: 188-1204 (338 amino acids)
Biological process (GO): phosphatidylethanolamine biosynthetic process
Cellular component (GO): Golgi apparatus; endoplasmic reticulum membrane
Molecular function (GO): ethanolaminephosphotransferase activity
Source: RefSeq, a predicted model, not a curated record